AAGUGAUUCCGGUUUAUCAAAACAGUAGCACACUCGAGGAAAAUCGAUUAUAACUCAUGUUUUAGAGUGUUGAAACGCCACAGCGAUUGUAGUUACACAUACCAGUGUAGAGUAGCGAAUCAUUGAGACGAGUUGAUUUAUUAAUAAGCUGGAUCUCGGAUCACUGAGGGUGCCAGUCCAGCCGAUGCCAAGCCCUAUGAUGAUGGUGGAAAAUAGGGAACAGCAGGGACCACCCGGACCAAAUAUGCGCCACACUCCAUAUAUGGGCCAGCCGGACUAUCGGAUCUAUGAACUGAACAAGAGACUCCAGCAGCGAACUGAGGAAAGUGACAAUCUUUGGUGGGAUGCUUUUGCCACUGAGUUCUUUGAAGAUGAUGCGACCCUCACAUUGUCCUUCUGUUUGGAGGAUGGACCAAAAAGAUAUACUAUUGGUCGGACAUUGAUCCCAAGAUAUUUCCGCAGUAUAUUUGAGGGGGGUGUAACGGACUUAUACCUCAUACUAAAACACCCCAAAGAGUCAUUCCACAAUACGACGAUCACGCUAGAUUGUGAUAUGGCCCUAAUGGUAACCCAUCAUGGCAAGCCCAUGUUCACAAAGGUUGUGACAGAAGGACGUCUGAUUCUUGAAUUUACAUUUGAUGAUCUCAUGAGGAUUCGAUCUUGGCACUUUGCCACCCGGCAGCAUCGUGAACUGAUCCCACGCAGCGUAAUUGCCAUGCAACAGGAUCCCGCCAUGGUAGAGCAGCUAUCUAAGAAUAUCACACGGCAAGGACUCACAAACUAUACAUUAAAUUUUCUCAGGUUAUGUGUAAUAUUGGAGCCGAUGCAAGAGUUGAUGUCACGGCACAAGGCGUAUGGAUUAAGUCCCCGUGAUUGCCUCAAGACAACGUUGUUCCAGAAGUGGCAGCGAAUGGUAGCGCCACCAGGUACAAAUACUAACAGACAGCCUAGUAAGCGAAGAAAGAGGAAGACAAGUAGUAAUGCCGGUGUAAACAAUUCAGGGUCUGGGCCACAAUCAAAGAGGAAAAACUCACCAGGACCUCAGUUCAGCUCAGUUCCAGGGGAAGUAAUGGUUGUAGGAGAGCCCACUCUCAUGGGUGGCGAAUUUGGAGACGAGGAUGAACGAUUAAUCUCACGACUAGAAAAUCAACAGUUUGAAACGAACCAGGAGGGUGGGGGGACUGAACAAUCACCCAGCGCUGGUACGACGUUCCAUAAUAAUUCCCCCUCCCUUGCCCACAGUCCCUGGAAUCAGGAUAAGAAGCCGCCCCCUCCCACAUCAAAUCCCACGAGUCAAGCACCACCGCCGCCAACGAUCAGCUCUGCCGAUGAAAUAAAACAGGAAUUGCCAUCUAGCAAUUAGCGACAUCUAUACCACAAUUAGCACACUAUGUAGAGUCUAUUCCAACAAUUUGCCUUAUAACAUUCAUUUAAUUUUACCAGAUUCGCCGAGUUCUAUAUCUCAUUAAUGUAGA
Messenger RNA from Owenia fusiformis, 1475 nucleotides. NCBI's taxonomy places the organism in Eukaryota, Metazoa, Annelida, Polychaeta, Sabellida, Oweniidae. The record is from the annotation of a GenBank genome assembly.